UGAUGGAAUUGACUGGGAUUCCUUUGCAAGUUGUGGUAGAAAACAAGAAUUCAUUUAGUUUGAAUGAAGAAGCUCUCAAAAGCAUUCUUCUUCGAGAUGAUGUUAAGGACAUGAAAGCUGUAGUCGUGUCAAUUGCUGGUGCAUUUCGUAGAGGAAAAUCGUUUAUGCUAGACUUUUUCCUUCGUUAUCUUUCACGAUAUAAUUCUGAUGAUUGGCUUGGAGCUGUCAAUGUUCCUCUUUCUGGUUUUAAUUGGCGUGGGGGAGCUGAGCGUGACACAACUGGGAUUUUAAUGUGGAGUGAACCAUUCAAAAUCAAAAUCCCCUCAGGGGACACAGUUGCCGUCCUUUUAAUGGACACUCAAGGUUCUUUUGAUAACUCAACUACAGUAAAGCAGUGCGCCACAGUUUUUGCACUGAGCACUAUGCUGAGUAGCGUUCAAGUUUAUAACAUUCAUGGAAAUAUACAAGAGGACAAUCUUCAAUAUUUGCAAUUGUUUACAGAGUAUGGAAGACUGGCUCAGCAAGUUUUAGACUCAUCUUGCAAACCCUUUCAGCACUUGGAAUUUUUAGUCCGGGAUUGGAGCUACCCAUACGAUUUCAUGUAUGGAUUGCGUGGCGGUAGUAAAUUACUUGAGAAAAAACUUGAAGUGAGUUGCUAUCCCUUAUUGUUGAUUCUUUCCUAUUUUUGA
Molecule: messenger RNA, 689 nt
Organism: Protopolystoma xenopodis
Lineage: Eukaryota; Metazoa; Platyhelminthes; Monogenea; Polystomatidea; Polystomatidae
Source: the annotation of a GenBank genome assembly